CAUCAAGCUUCCACUCUAAUUACCCCGCCCCCACCAACAAAUCUACCAGCUCGCUGACAUCUCCAACUCCCCCACUACGCAACAAGCAACCCAAAUACCACGAAACUCACCUCCUCCCCCCACCGACACCAUGAUACCCGAAAUGCAAUACCGCUUCGUCGGACGCUCCGGCCUGCAAGUCAGCGCAAUCUCGCUGGGCGGCUGGAUAACCUACGGCGGUAACAUCAACGACGAGGCUACAUUCUCCUGCCUCAAAGCUGCCUACGACGCGGGCAUCAAUUUCUUUGACUGCGCAGAAGGGUAUCAGAAUGGCGAGUCAGAGCAGGUGAUUGGGCGCGCGAUCAGGCACUUUGGGUGGCGGCGGAAUGAUCUGGUCAUCUCGACGAAGAUCAACUGGGGCGCCGCAAACUCCGCUCACGUCGGCAGCCCCCGCGCGAAAGUAAACAAUCUGGGUCUCUCGCGGAAGCAUCUGAUCGAGGGGACCGAAGCGUCGCUGCAGCGCCUGCAGCUCUCUUACGUGGACAUCCUCUACGCGCACCGGCCCGACCGACAGACCCCCAUCGAGGAAACCGUCCGUGCAAUGAACUUUCUCAUCAACAGUGGCAAAGUCUUAUACUGGGGGACGUCGGAAUGGCUCGCCAGCGAGGUGGAAGAGGCAUGGGCGGUGGCAGACCGGUUGGGGCUCAUUGGCCCGAUCGUCGAGCAGCCGGGAUACUCGCUAUUGAGGAGGGAGAAAGUCGAUGGCGAGUUCAAGAACGCGGGGCUAUAUCGUAGGAGAGGGCUUGGGCUGACGAUAUUCAGUCCGCUGGCGGGCGGAUUGUUGACUGGGAAGUACAUCGAUGGGAUACCGGAGGAUAGUCGGCUGAAGACGAGCGAUGAGCAUGCUGUGCAGAUGAUACUGAAGAAGAAAGAGACGCCUCUGUGGGACGAGGAGCAGAGCAAGAUUAAGAAGCUGAUGGAGGUUGCGGAGAGACUUGGAACAAAUGUUGCGACGCUAUCGAUGGCGUGGGUACUCGCCAACGAGAAUGUUGCCAGCGCGAUCACAGGAGCGAGUCGGCCAGAACAGAUCUGGCAGACGGUGCAUGCGGUGGAGAUUUACAGACGACUGACGUCUGACAUCUUACAGGAGAUUGAGACGAUAUUUGGGAACAAGCCAGAGGAGGUGACAAAAAGGUUUGGGUAGAUUGC
This is a messenger RNA of Paraphaeosphaeria sporulosa, 1188 nucleotides long. Its product is annotated as voltage-gated potassium channel subunit beta-2. The transcript is spliced from 2 exons. Lineage: Eukaryota; Fungi; Ascomycota; Dothideomycetes; Pleosporales; Didymosphaeriaceae. The coding region runs from base 131 to 1183 and encodes 350 amino acids. The record is from RefSeq and is a predicted model, not a curated record.